This is a messenger RNA of Heteronotia binoei (common prickly gecko), 6883 nucleotides long. RefSeq names its product MIB E3 ubiquitin protein ligase 1 (gene MIB1). Gene Ontology annotation, molecular function: ubiquitin-protein transferase activity; zinc ion binding; protein binding. Lineage: Eukaryota; Metazoa; Chordata; Lepidosauria; Squamata; Gekkonidae. The coding region runs from base 405 to 3425 and encodes 1006 amino acids. Gene Ontology annotation, biological process: protein ubiquitination. The transcript is spliced from 21 exons. Gene Ontology annotation, cellular component: cytoplasm. The record is from RefSeq and is a predicted model, not a curated record.
AGGAAGAGCUACGGCCUUUCCUCAGAUUCUGGUCUCCGUGGUUGCGCCGCCGCCGCCGCCGCGCCCGGAUGUACCAGCUGACGCGCCCGGCUGGCCUCUGUCUCUGCAGACAGUAGGAAACAGCGUGAGAGGCUCCUGCCAGGGAAGAACCAUUCGGGAGAAGGGGGGACUGUUGGUUAGUUCGUCGUCAACGCUGCGCUCCGCUGGCGGAGGCCGCAUCCAAGCCCACCCUCUCAAGUAAUACAGGAGACCGGCCGGCCCGGUUCCACGCUUUCUUCGUCCCGACGCGACUCUGGGAAGAGACUGCUCGCUUUCCCGUUAUCGGCCGCAACGGCCCACAGCCGCCCUCUUCCUCGCCCCCGUCUCGCCUUGUGAGGGCCGUGGGCCAAAGACGCUGGGCGAGAAUGAGUAGCUCGCGGAAUAACCGGGUGAUGGUGGAAGGCGUCGGAGCGCGGGUGGUGAGGGGCCCGGACUGGAAGUGGGGGAAGCAGGACGGCGGCGAGGGCCACGUGGGCACCGUGCGCAGCUUCGAGAGCCCCGAGGAGGUGGUGGUGGUCUGGGACAACGGCACGGCCGCCAACUACCGCUGCUCGGGAGCCUACGACCUGCGCAUCCUGGAUAGCGCGCCCACCGGAAUUAAACAUGAUGGAACAAUGUGUGAUACUUGUCGCCAACAACCAAUAAUCGGUAUUAGAUGGAAAUGUGCUGAAUGUACAAAUUACGACUUGUGCACGGUAUGUUAUCAUGGAGACAAACAUCAUCUACGACAUCGCUUUUAUAGAAUAACUACACCAGGAAGUGAAAGGGUAUUAUUGGAGUCUCGACGUAAAUCAAAGAAGAUCACUGCAAGAGGAAUCUUCACAGGUGCUAGGGUGGUUCGAGGAGUUGAUUGGCAGUGGGAAGAUCAGGAUGGUGGCAACGGACGUAGGGGAAAAGUAACAGAAAUCCAGGACUGGAGUGCAUCAAGCCCACACAGCGCAGCAUAUGUUUUAUGGGACAAUGGAGCUAAAAACCUUUACAGAGUUGGCUUUGAGGGCAUGUCAGAUCUUAAAUGUGUCCAAGAUGCCAAAGGAGGUUCCUUCUACCGAGACCACUGUCCCGUACUGGGCGAGCAAAAUGGUAACCGGAAUCCUGGUGGUUUGCAGAUUGGUGACUUAGUUAACAUUGAUCUUGAUCUGGAAAUUGUCCAGUCUUUGCAGCAUGGCCAUGGAGGAUGGACUGAUGGAAUGUUUGAAACUUUAACCACCACUGGCACUGUUUGUGGUAUAGAUGAAGAUCAUGAUAUUGUUGUACAAUAUCCAAGUGGCAAUAGGUGGACUUUUAAUCCUGCAGUUCUUACCAAAGCCAACGUUGUCCGAAGUGGAGAUGCUGCUCAGGGAGCUGAAGGGGGUACUUCCCAAUUUCAAGUGGGUGACCUUGUCCAAGUUUGUUAUGACUUGGAAAGAAUCAAGCUGCUUCAAAGAGGACAUGGUGAAUGGGCUGAAGCAAUGCUUCCUACUUUAGGUAAAGUUGGAAGGGUGCAGCAAAUCUAUUCAGACAGUGACUUAAAGGUAGAGGUCUGUGGAACCUCUUGGACGUACAACCCAGCUGCUGUGUCAAAGGUAGCAUCAGCAGGCUCUGCUAUAAGCAAUGCAUCUGGUGAGAGAUUGUCCCAGCUGUUGAAGAAACUGUUUGAAACUCAAGAAUCUGGUGAUCUUAAUGAAGAACUUGUUAAAGCAGCUGCUAAUGGAGAUGUAGCUAAAGUAGAAGACUUGCUAAAGAGACCAGAUGUGGAUGUGAAUGGGCAAUGUGCAGGACACACAGCUAUGCAAGCAGCUAGUCAGAAUGGACAUGUUGACAUUUUGAAAUUGCUUCUAAAACAGAAUGUGGAUGUAGAAGCAGAGGACAAAGAUGGAGACAGGGCUGUUCACCAUGCAGCUUUUGGUGAUGAAGGAGCUGUGAUAGAGGUCUUGCAUAGAGGCAGUGCAGAUCUGAAUGCUCGUAAUAAACGUAGACAGACUCCACUUCAUAUUGCUGUCAAUAAAGGUCAUCUCCAAGUAGUGAAGACAUUACUGGAUUUUGGUUGUCAUCCUAGUCUUCAGGAUUCUGAGGGCGAUACUCCUCUUCAUGAUGCAAUUAGUAAAAAGCGUGAUGACAUCUUGGCUGUACUUCUAGAAGCUGGAGCAGAUGUUACUAUUACAAACAACAAUGGGUUUAAUGCUCUCCAUCAUGCGGCACUAAGAGGGAAUCCAAGUGCGAUGCGAGUAUUACUUUCCAAGCUUCCAAGACCAUGGAUUGUGGAUGAGAAAAAAGAUGAUGGCUACACUGCUUUGCAUCUUGCAGCACUUAAUAAUCACGUGGAAGUGGCAGAACUCUUGGUGCAUCAGGGCAAUGCCAACUUGGAUAUCCAGAAUGUAAACCAGCAAACUGCACUGCAUCUUGCCGUUGAACGACAGCACACCCAAAUAGUUCGGCUCCUGGUUCGUGCAGGUGCUAAACUGGAUAUUCAGGAUAAAGACGGGGAUACUCCUUUGCAUGAAGCCCUCAGGCACCAUACCUUGUCACAGCUUCGCCAGCUGCAGGACAUGCAAGAUGUGGGAAAGGUGGAUACUGCUUGGGAGCCAUCAAAGAACACAUUGAUAAUGGGACUGGGAACUCAGGGAGCAGAGAAGAAGAGUGCAGCAUCUAUUGCUUGUUUCCUGGCAGCCAAUGGAGCUGAUCUUGGUAUUCGUAAUAAGAAGGGUCAGUCUCCCCUUGACUUGUGUCCUGACCCUAGCCUCUGCAAAGCCUUGGCAAAAUGCCACAAAGAAAAGGUCAGUGGACAGGUUGGUUCCAGAAGUCCUUCGAUGAUUAGCAAUGAUUCAGAGACCUUAGAAGAAUGUAUGGUAUGCUCAGAUAUGAAAAGGGACACUUUAUUUGGUCCAUGUGGACAUAUUGCUACCUGCUCACUUUGUUCACCAAGAGUAAAAAAAUGCCUCAUCUGCAAAGAGCAAGUUCAAUCAAGAACAAAGAUUGAAGAAUGUGUCGUAUGCUCAGACAAAAAAGCAGCAGUACUCUUUCAGCCUUGUGGUCAUAUGUGUGCUUGUGAAAAUUGUGCCAGCCUGAUGAAAAAAUGUGUACAGUGUCGGGCAGUGGUAGAGCGAAGAGUGCCUUUUAUCAUGUGUUGUGGUGGGAAAGGUACAGAAGACACCACAGACGAUAUUUCAAGUGGAAACAUUCCAGUUUUGCAAAAGGACAAGGACAAUACCAAUGUUAAUGCUGAUGUACAAAAAUUGCAGCAGCAGUUGCAGGACAUAAAAGAACAGACUAUGUGUCCUGUGUGUUUGGACCGUUUGAAGAAUAUGAUCUUUCUGUGUGGGCAUGGAACAUGUCAACUUUGUGGUGAUCGAAUGAGUGAAUGCCCUAUCUGUCGAAAAGCUAUUGAACGAAGGAUUCUUUUGUAUUAAAAAUAUAAAGUGUCUCUUUCUUUUACUAUGUCAUGCUAGUAAACUUAACUCAUUGAGUAAGCUUUAGUGGCAGCUUUGAAAGCUGUCAUGAAAACAUUUCUAAUGUUACUACAGAGUAAGCAUGCUGCAUUGUAAGUGCUUAGAGACUGGCAAUUUCAACACAGAUCAGUAUUUGAGUGGCUAACCUUUCCUGUUAACAAGAAAGCUAGAUCAAGGAUAGAUUAAUCAACGAAGCAGUUUUUCAUUCAUCUUGACUCCCCCCUGCUCCUCACCCAUCCCUUUAUGUAAAAGGAACAAUCUUGAUUUAUUGUCUUGGUAAUGUUUUGCAUGGAUGAGUUCCAAUUUCAGAUGUUAGUGUUUACACUGCCAGUAGUUUUCAUGUAUAAAUUGGGUUUUUUAAAUUCUCUAAACUGUAUUGAAGAUUUUUCAUAGUGUUAGUAAACUGCAGCAGCAAGCUGAGGCUUAUAGCUAACUAUGGGGUUAAAAAAAAAAAGGAAGCACAACAAAUAAUGCUUUCGUUGAUUCUAAAAUCUGUAAUUUUGUUUGGUAUAUAUUGCUCCAAAUUAGUUUGAAAGCAAACAGCAAAGCAAACAAACAAACAAAAAACUUGUUGAGCUCAAGGGCUGCCCUGUGGGCUCUACACACACAGUGGGAUUCUGAGUCCUCUCCUUCCUGAAUUAUAGCUGUCUGACAGCCUGUUCCCAAAAUGGAGGAAGCUCCAGGUGUAAUACAGGCCACUACCAAUAAUAAAAGGAGUAAAGUCGGGGCAAAAAAGUAUACCCUCUACAUGCCUGAGUGUUUUUGGAUCUUAGCCUUAUUCCUUCAUUUUAGGGACCAGUGUUAUGGAGAAGGAGAGUGCAUGGUGUUAUUUGGAUACCUUUUAACCAUGGACUCAAUACUAAUAUUUGGAAAGUAAUGUAUGGAAUCAGGUGUCACUUUGUAAGUAUCUUGGUUAAUGUAUUUCCUUCUUAUAAAGGAAAAGGUUCCUUUAAAAUAAGCAUUAUAUUCCUGUUUCAGAUUUGGCAACACGUUUGAACUGCCUAAUAGGUCAAGUUACUUGAUAUCAUUCAGUUACUUAUAAGAAAGACAGUACUUGAUAUUUCUGCAGGACUUCCACAAAUCUGACCACUUGGUGGCUUAAACAAACUUCACCAAAGGGCCAUGGAAACUAACUCUGAAUGUUCAUUUAAUUGUUUAUAAGUAUUAAACCACUGACAUGACGCAUAGCUUCAGGAAUAAAAACUUUAAUUCUGGAAGUUAACAGAUAGAUAUGUCUUUGUAUUUAAUUCCAGUGUAGAUAUUAUAUUGUUAUAACUAGCAAUUUUAUUCCUAUUAAAUUAAUUUAAACAGGAAUAUUGCUUGGAGGAAGAUGCUGUGGAUAUAGUCUGCUCUUCAGAAACAUUGCUUAAUAUUUUGAUUUCUGUUAAUUGACCGUAUACUUAGGAACACCAUUUAUGUAUAGAAGGCAACUUUGUAUAUAUGCAGAUAUGUGUGGCAUUGGAUUCCAGAUGUUGUUUCUGUCAGAGGGCUAGAUGUUACUGAUUCUUUCCUCUCACUGCAGAUACUAACUUCAUCCCCUCACUGUUUUUGAGGGCCCUUUAUCCCCCAGGACUUGCAUUUCAGUGGGCUGUGGUAGGAGGAGGGUGGCAGAAGUUCUGUUCUGAUGGCAGAAGUGCAUUAUGCCAAUUGAAGAUUACCGUUAGGUCCAGUUAUAUGCUCAUACAGUAACAGAAUGGCAUGAUGCUCCAUAAAUCAGUAGUCUCUUUGCAAGCCAGAAUUUUGAAGACUUUAUUUUCUGAAGUGGCUAGAUACAUAGAUUAACUCGAUCAUAUUUUAAUUGAAGAGCAAAAUGAAAAGACUAUGGCUAAUGAUUCACAGACUGUACAGAUUUAGGAAUAAGUUCCAUUGAUGUUGGUUGGAUUUGUAAGAUUGAGUUUCCAGGCUGUGAUUCCUAAGUUCACCAUCAGUAAGUUCCAUCAACAUCAAGAACUGAGGGCCACACUAGGCAUUGCAUUUGCCAAGAGUCUUAUAGACAGAUAUGAUGCUUGGGAAUAAGGAACUUGUUCCCAAGUGCUUGGGCCUGAUUUGGCUCAGGAGUGUGGUGCAGGGGUAGAAGGAGCUUCAGCCUCCACCACCUCGAGUUGAGACAGUGAUGGAGGGGGGUUGUUUAAUCUGAUAUGAGGCUUCCCAUGCACUGGCUGCAGCACAUGAAAUCGCAGAGCAGAGCAAAUACCCCCACCGCUGGCCAUUUUGUCUUGAGAAAAUAGUGCAGGGGAAGCUGCUGAAGUUUCCCCUCUACUGUACUGUGCUCCUGAGCCACAACUGGUCCCCAGAAAACUUGGAAACAUUAGUUACUGAUAUCAAUCUGUCUAAGAUGGGCUGGGAAACCCCAACCUGAUUCAUGGCAGAUGUAAUGUCUGAUUUAGCCCUAAGUUGUAUCUUCUUCACUUUAUCGUAAAUGUAUACCGGAGGCACCAUUAUUUUAUAGAGAAGUUACUGGUAAUUGUUUCCUCGGGACAUCUCUUGAAACAAUUGUCAUGUUUAAGAAUUUUUUAAAUAAAAUAGGUAACAGUAAAGCACUAUUUGAUACAAUGACCUAUUUAUAAUUUAGCAUCAAAUAUAACGUUAAUAAUUGAUGUUAAACACUACAUUUGUCUAAAGAAACUAAGCCCAAAAAGAUGUGAAAAUAAAGGCCUGUGAGUGAAAAUAAAGGAAAAUAUAGAAUGUUGGACAUUAUAGGCAGAUGGCAAAUUUUGAGAAUCAAAGACAUUUACUUUGCAAAAAUGUUAUUUAAUUUUAAAGUCCCUAUAAAAUUUCAGGUAUUUGUAUCAUCAGAGGUCCAUAAGCAUAGAUGCAGGCUCUCCAAGCUGAUAAAAGUACAAUAGAAGUCCAAUGCAAAUGGAUACUUUCAGCAUUAAAUUUUAACCCAACUGCUGGAAAAAUUAAGAGCUCCCAUUCAUUUUGUUCUCUUGCCUAUUAAAAUCAUUUUGUUCUCUCCUAUUAAAAUCAUAGAGUUGGAAGAAACCUCCAGGGUCAUCUAGUCCUACUCCCUGCACAAGAUUUUAAAUAUUACUGUCAACAUUUUAAAAUCUUGAAAGCAGAAGAGUAGAAUUAAUUUGAUUAAAAAGAGGUGUGAAGCACUGAAUAGACUUCAAACCUAGUAGAAUAAAGGAUACAUGUUCUACUUAGUGAUUUGGACAUCUAACCUUUUGUGGCUUUGAUGCUAUUUUAUGCCUUUCUGUUUACUGUGUGAAAAACAAGUUACUGUUAACAUCUCAGUGAACAGAUAACACUACAUUGUUUGAAGUUUUUCUUAAUUUAUUAAUAAAUUCUUAGUUAAGCCUUUAUAGUAAACACAAGCAGAUGUCAAGACUUGAAUUAAAACUUUUAAUAAACAGUGUAAAUAUAAAUCUGGGGCAGAUGUCUGUAUUGAACUACAUUAUAAUUAUCCACUCAUU